Molecule: messenger RNA, 3287 nt
Organism: Nezara viridula (southern green stink bug)
Lineage: Eukaryota; Metazoa; Arthropoda; Insecta; Hemiptera; Pentatomidae
Source: the annotation of a GenBank genome assembly
AGGCAGUUUUGUAUCCAUAUGAUAAUAGAAUACGAUUAAGAACAUUACAGAGGAAAAAAAAAAGAAAAAAAAAAGGAAAUUGGAUUUAUACUUCCCUCAAAAUGCUUAGAAAUCUGAAGUAUGCAUUCAAAUCUUCCUCAUAUGUCUACCCACUUGUCCGUCUGCCUCUCAACGGGAUGAAAUAUUCGACCAAAGGGCCAAAUCAGGAAGGACCCACAGAGGAAAAGCUCACUGAGGAAGGACCCGCAGAGAAAUCGGCCCUUGACCAAUCAUUCAAUGUUCCCCAUAUCAACAAGAGUAUCAAAGAUGUUCUCAAAGGGCCCAAUCAGAAAGGACCAAAGGAGGAAAAGCCCACUCAGAAAGGACCCGCAGAGAAAUCGGCCCUUGACCAAUCAUUCAAUGUUCCCCAUAUCAACAAGAGUAUCAAAGAUGUUCUCAAAGGGCCCAAUCAGAAAGGACCAAAGGAGGAAAAGCCCACUCAGAAAGGACCCACAAAGGAAAGGCCCAAUCACGAAGGAGUCUCUGUGGAAUAUAUCAAGUGCAGUUUAAAAUAUAUUAUUAAUGAUUUAGAAGAAAUGCAAUCAAUGGUGCACAAAAAGAAUUUUCUAAAUUUGGGAGGUAUCAUAAAAGAUACAAUGGAUAAGACAACCAGACUGCGCGGGAAGCUCGAAAAAGCAGAGACGGCAGAGUACGUCAUUUACAAAGAUUUUGUUUACGGGUGGGAAGCUGCUCUGGGGCCGACACACUUUAGUGUGGGAAGAAGAGGAACAGCUUAUGGAUUGUCACGAACUGCCUUAAGGUGAAAUGAAAAUGAAGAAAACUGAAAAGAACAGCGGAGAUGAUGGCAUACACAUCCGUGAUAUGUGAUCUCAGCAAAAUCUCAUGUAGCCGAAAGGUAAGGCAGAGCAGCUUUGGAAAGCUGCUGGAGACUCCACGAGACCGUGAGGUUGGAGGGGGCCCGCAAGUGGCCGCAAGAUCUUCCGUGGAGGGGAGGUCUCUUCUCUCUUGCUGGAUCAGUGCUGCUCUAGCCCGGUCACGGUACAGCCACUCAAAAAGCAUCAAGUGAAGUGUAGAACCAAUGUUUUCCUGACAAUCACUAUACCAAACACUGGACAACGGGUUGCAGAGUUUUCUACGACUGGCAACAAUAGACAAUAUUCCAGGUGGUUCCUUGAAGAAUUUGUCCAUUUCAUAAAAAGAUAAAGCUCAAGAUGGAUCCCAGAGAGGAGACAGCCCACGCAGCUUUGGGCUCUGUAGGACCAUGGCAGAUUAAAAUAUUUCUGCUGAUGGCCUUCCUAAAGUUUCCUACGGCUUGGACUCUUCUCGGCCUAAUCUUCAUGGGCGCAUCUGUUCCUCACCAUUGCGUCGGUAGCGACAAGGAAUGCGAAGACGCAAGUGGAAACGCCUGUACGGUUUGGGAGUACAACCGGACCGUGUUCAAAGAGACAAUAAAUACAGAGUGGGAUUUGGUGUGCGGAAAAAGCCAGCUGGUUAACUUCGCCCAGAUGACGUUCAUGAUAGGGAUUAUGUUCGGGACGUUUCUGUUCAGCAUAGCAUCAGACAGGUGGGGACGGAAGACACCGCUGAUCAUGGCUGGAAUUUUACAAUUGGUCACUGGCGUGGCUACCGCCUUUAUUCCAUGGUACUGGGGAUUCAUCGUCCUCCGAUUUAUACAGGCUCUAUCGGUCGGUGGGACCAUGACUAUAAGUUUUGUACUAUGUAUGGAGGUUCUGAGUGGAUCAUGGAGGACUAUCAUGGCCUCGCUCACGCACAUCCCAUUCAAUUUGGGCACAAUCAUCAUGUCAGGACUAGCCUACUUGACCAGAGAAUGGAGGACAUUCCAAUUAGCCAUUUCUCUGCCAAUCAUUAUUAUCUUCUUAUAUCCAUGGCUUAUUACUGAGAGUCCAAGAUGGCUCUUAGCAGUAGGAAGAGAUAGAGAAGCUUUAAAGAUUCUUCAAGCAGCAGCUACCAGAAACGGGAGACCAUUACCUGAAAAAAUACCCGAAGUUAAAAAAGAGACUAAUAAAGAAAACGAAAAUGAGAAGAAGCCAGGUGUGAUCGAUCUUUUGAGAACACCAAAUAUGAGAAAGAAAACAUUAGUAGCAUGGUUUUGCUGGAAUAAUGUUGGUCUGUGUUUCUUCGGCUUGGAACAGUAUCUCUCUCAAGUUGGUGGUAACAUUUUCGUUAACGUCGCAAUAUCAGGGGCCUGUAUCAUUCCUGGAGUACUUGCUUCUAUAUUUACAAUGGACAAAUUUGGAAGAAGAUGGACAUUAUGCGCUGGGCAGUUUACUGCAGCUACUUGCUGUCUUAUAAUAAUUUUAUUGCCAAAAGAAGCUGAAUGGUGGCGUGUUACAUUUGCUACAAUUGGAGUGGCCGGUACUGCUGUUGGGUUCACAACACUAUAUUUAUAUUCGACAGAACUUUUUCCUACAGUUGUAAGAAAUACUGGCCUUGGAGCUGGCUCCAUGUGUGCAAGAGUUGGUUCAAUGAUAGCACCAUUUGUUGCAUCUUUGGAUAAAUUAUGGCAUAACGCUCCAGCAGUCAUGUUCGGAUGUAGCAGUUUAGCUGCUGGUCUCCUUUGUAUGCUGCUUCCCGAAACUGUAGGAGCAGUUUUACCGGUAACUCUUAUAGAUGGAGAGUUAUUUACUGGGAAAAAAGAAGAAAAGGAGAAGGGUAAAGACAACAAAGCAUACAUUGAAGAUAUAGCAAUGGAAACAUAACAUUCGAUCAACACCUUUUAUUUUAUAACUCAGAAGUGUUAUCUCAAUGUAAAUAUAUUUGUUUUUCUUAUUUGUUUUCCAAAAUUGUUAAAUUUUUUAAAUUAUUGUUAAAUAUUAGCGAUUCCAGAAGUAUUUCUCUUUUCAAAGCUACUUCCAAAAUAAUAUAUGAUUGUUUUUAUUUUAGUGUUUAAAUUUUAUAUUGUAUGUAAUUAACAUAAAUGAUCUUUGAACGAGGAGCCAGAAAUGAGUAAUUACAUGUGACUGACCAAAAUAAUCCUCAUUCAUUAACUAACAACACAGUAUUAAUGGAUUUAGUUGGUUUUAGUCCUUUAAAGAGGUUUCAAUCCAUGGAUUUUUUUUGUUAUAGGUUUUUUUUACGUAUAUCGUAAGAGCUGUGCCCCACAGAAUGUUUUUUUAACAUUGAUGUAUUUUGAAAGAAUAUAGUAUUUUUUAUAUUUAUUAUUUUAUAAAAUCAAAUGUGAUAAGAGAUAUUUAUAUUUAUUAUCUUAGUAGGUUGUAGAUACUGUAAAUGUCUACAUAUAUUUUAAUAAAGUUAAGUUUUGAUAA